AUGGUCUCCUUCAAGAAAUUGGCUGCUGCUUCCGUCAUCCCCACCCUCGCUCUCGCUGAGGACGCUCCUGUCGUCAGCAACUCGCCAGUAGACAUCAAGUACCUCGCCACUUUCCACGGCAACAACACCAACAACGUCCAAGGCCAAGUCGAGUUUGUCGGUGCCACCAACGGCUCCACCUGGGUCAAUGUCCACUUCGAAGGCUUGCCUGCUGCUGGUGGUCCAUUCCCAUACCACAUCCACCAACACCAAGUCCCAGCUGACGGUGACUGUUACGCUGCUCUCGGCCACUUGAACCCAUACAACGGUAGUGCCACUGCCGAAACCAACGCCGGUAAGGAAGUCGGUGACUUGUCCGGCAAGCACGGUCCAAUCAACGGCACCACCUUGCACGUUUCCUACAUCGACAGAUACGUCUCGUUGAACAGCUCCGACCCUGCCUUUGCCGGUAACUUGUCGAUUGUCGUCCACUACGCCGACAACACCAGACUCGCCUGUGCCAACAUUGUCAGAGAAUACACCGCCAACAACACCCGUCCAUCCGGCUCCAACUCCUCCUCCAACGCUGCCGGCUCCAACGCUGCCAACGGUGUCUUCAUCGGUGCUUUCGUUGCUGGUUUGAGCUUGUUGAUCUAA
This is a messenger RNA of Suhomyces tanzawaensis NRRL Y-17324, 636 nucleotides long. RefSeq names its product Cu,Zn superoxide dismutase-like protein. The record is from RefSeq and is a predicted model, not a curated record. Gene Ontology annotation, molecular function: copper ion binding; superoxide dismutase activity. Gene Ontology annotation, biological process: removal of superoxide radicals. Bases 1 to 636 code for a protein of 211 amino acids. Lineage: Eukaryota; Fungi; Ascomycota; Pichiomycetes; Serinales; Debaryomycetaceae. Gene Ontology annotation, cellular component: extracellular region. The transcript has 2 exons.